Dromaius novaehollandiae (emu) is the source of this 2794-nucleotide messenger RNA. RefSeq names its product homeobox protein NANOG-like. NCBI's taxonomy places the organism in Eukaryota, Metazoa, Chordata, Aves, Casuariiformes, Dromaiidae. Gene Ontology annotation, biological process: regulation of transcription by RNA polymerase II. Bases 27 to 971 code for a protein of 314 amino acids. Gene Ontology annotation, molecular function: RNA polymerase II cis-regulatory region sequence-specific DNA binding; DNA-binding transcription factor activity, RNA polymerase II-specific. The transcript has 4 exons. The record is from RefSeq and is a predicted model, not a curated record.
CUCCUCGGGGCUGGGGGCUCCCGGCCAUGAGUGCCCACCUGGCCCUGCCGCCCUACCCACCCUACCCUGCCGCGGUGAGGUAUGGGGACUAUUACUGGCCCUCCCCAGGCAGCAUGGACAGCGCGUCGGCGGAGGAGGUCCCCGCGGCAGAUGCCCUCCCCUUCCCUGCGGCAGAGAAGACCCUUCGCCACCCAGAUGUCUCUCCAGCUUCCUCCAGCUCUGGGACCCUCAUUCAGUACACUCCAGAUUCUGCCACAAGCCCCACCACGGAAGACCCAUCUCCACAUCCCUCUUCCCAGAAGAUCAAGGAGGAAGGUGAAGGUGGGGUGAAGAAGGCCAAGAGCCGAACAGCCUUCUCCCAGGAGCAGCUGCAAACCUUGCACCAACGGUUCCAGAGCCAGAAGUACCUCAGCCCCCAGCAGAUCCGGGAGCUGGGCUCAGCCCUGGGGCUCACUUACAAGCAGGUGAAAACAUGGUUUCAGAAUCAACGGAUGAAGUUUAAACGCUGCCAGAAGGAGAGUCAAUGGGUGGAAAAAGGAACUUAUCUACCCCAGAAUGGGUUUCAUCAGGCUGCAUAUCUGGAUAUGACCCCUACAUUUCACCAGGGCUUCUCUGUUGGUACCAGCAGAAACCUUCAGGCUGUGACCAACGUCCAUCAGGCUUACAGCAGUGGCCAGACAUACGGGAAUGGGCAGAGCCUGUACCCGUUCAUGGCUGUGGAGGAUGAUGGGUACUUUGGAAAAGGUGGGACAAGCUGCAAUACCCAGCAAGCCAUGGAUUUAUUAAGCCAGCAGAUGAACUUCUAUCAUGGCUACCCUCCCAAUGUGGAUUAUGCCAGCCUGGAGUCAGAUGAGACCUACAGCUUCCAGAACACCUCUGACAGCAUCACACAGUUCUCAGGCUCUCCUGUACGGCAUCAGUACCAGGCCCCUUGGCAUCCCCUGGGGACCCAGAAUGGUUAUGAGUCUUAGGCCCAAGUAUUUUCUCCCUUUUUAGUGUUUUCUCAUUAAUUUCUAGGGUCUUGAUCCAGACAUCCAGUUUUUAUUCCUUCUUCCCCACUCUUCAUCCCUACUUCUGUUCUAUUCAUUGGCAGGGCACAGCACCUUGCUGCCUUGGGCUCCUUUUCCAAUUAAAGGCAUCAGUCUGUGCAUAGCUAACCCCUGGCAAGGGUACUUAAUGUUUGGAUACAUGAAACUAUUCAUGGAGGGGAAUGUACAAUGCCACAGCAAGAAGCAGCAGAGGUGGAAAAGGUCCAUGUCCACUGUCCAAGACCCACCUUCCUCUGCUGCGUCUUCAGCAAGUGACUUUUUUACAAUCCUUGCCUUGUGUGUCUUGAAGCAGAGCUUUGCUGGCGAAUAAUUCUCUGUGCUUCAGCAUAUUUCUGUUAGAAAUGCCUUGUUGUAGCCCAGAAUCUUCCCUGCUGUCUUGUCUAUUUCUGUUGUGACUUCAGUCAACUGCUAAUAAGUUCUUCAUCUGGGUCCUCUCCUCCCUCACUGAAGAGCUAAAUGAAAUCAUCUGAUCUCAGACAACUUGAUCCAAAGUUAAUCCUUCCUCCUCCUUCUCCUAGUGGGGUCAGCACCUGCCUGCCUCUGGCCUGCUGCCUUCCUGUGUAAAUGGGGCAGCUGAGGGGAGGGAAGGAGCACAGGAAAGAAAAGUGGGAGAGAGUAAGGCCCAUAUUUGGCAUAGAAACUUUCUCUGUGGUACCUAAAGCUGGUAACUUUUUUUGUAUCUCUUGACUCAUUCAGGAUGGUGUCUCUAGAUUUGUUCUCACACAGUUUAGAUCUAGAUCUUCCUCUUCCACAUCUCUCUGCUGACUGUGUUGACUUGUCCCCUCCUGCAGUUUGCAGGAGAGGGUACCCUAAAGUGCUGCUGUUGGAAGUGUAAGGAGUGGCUGUGUGUAGCCAUCCUUUGAGUAAUGAGAACAGUUUGCAUAUCAGUACAUGAAGGUCCCCUAGCACUUCACAAACACAGCACCACUAGAAUGCAGCUUUCCCUGGAGCAGGGGGGAGCAGCUAAGUAAAAGAUUUGGUUAUUUGAUGUUUAAUGUCACUUAACCUGGACUCUGGAUGUAGGGGAGGAAAAUCCUGUUGGGUCCCAGUGAGGUCAGCAUCCUAGGGGCUAGAGCAGGAUGGUUCCCUACUCUCUUGUCUCUCAUCCCAGUUUUAAAGAGUGUAAGCUAGUAGGAUUUUCAUCGCUUCUCCAGGGUUUAGUUGGAUCUCUUCUAUAUUCUUCUAUUGAAAAGGGCACUGGCUGCCUCAUCUGAUGUCAGUAUGCAAGUUCUGGGGAAGGUGAGAAGCUUAGAGAAACCUAUUUAGACAAAGUGAGGAAAAACUCCACUUAAAUUUUUCAGCUUUUUUUUUCUUUUUUUAAGAGAACUGAGUCAUCCCCUGCCAGUAUUGAGAAACUGGAAGUCAGCUCCAACCUGUGUGUGAAACUGACUUUUUAAUGGGAUGUGGAACUGCAGAGUCCAGUCUGCCACUGCCCAAGAAUACAAAAUGAUGGUAUGAGCUGUCAGUAAUGUUAUGAGGUGGUAAAAGUGUAAAUAGUUCUGUGGUAGGGCAGGUUUGUUAAUGCACAAUUCUUACUGCAGUCCUGUCCUCUAAUACUUGCACGAGGACUGUGUAUUGUAGUUGAACUUUGACUGUGAAGGAGGCAAGUUUACUGUUCUAGAAUCAUUUUUUGUGCAGUAUAUUUUGUAUAUUUUCUUGCAGUGAUUUUUGAUCCUUGGUGUGUGUAUGUGGUUUUUUAUUACUUUGUUUCUGCCUAAUGCUUUUACAAAUUUGUCUGAAUUGAA